Drosophila mauritiana is the source of this 1284-nucleotide messenger RNA. RefSeq names its product protein Vhl (gene Vhl). The transcript has a single exon. Bases 152 to 688 code for a protein of 178 amino acids. NCBI's taxonomy places the organism in Eukaryota, Metazoa, Arthropoda, Insecta, Diptera, Drosophilidae. The record is from RefSeq and is a predicted model, not a curated record.
GUUACCGUAACUGAUAAGAAGUGAAUUUUAUCUAUACUUGUUGUUAGUUUGUUGUGUUUUGAUUCAAUCCAAUUACCACGGCUUGUGCGAACGAAAAACAACGAAAAUUGAUUUGGCAGCCAUUGCAGAUCGGCUUAGCACGCUGCUGGAGAUGGCGCUCCAAAUAGCGCAGAACAACCGCGACGGCCAGCAGCUGGUGGGCGCUGAUCAGGGAAAGGUGGAGGUGUACGUGCUGUUUGCGAACACCACCUACCGCACCCUGGAUCUGUACUGGGUGUGCGAGCGGGAUCGGGAGAACAUGUACCUUACCCUCAAGCCCUUCGAGGAGGUGCGCGUGAACACGUUUACCACGCACAGCUGGCUGUUCCGGGAUUACUACACGGGCGAACGGAUGCACGUACGCUCACAGAGGAUCUUUCAGCCGAUACGGGUGCGGGUGCCAAAGAACCAGCAGAGUCCGGAUCAGCUGGUUGAUGUGCGCAGCGAAGUGCUGAUCCACUUUCCGAUGAGAUCGCUGCGCGAAAACUGCCUCUGGCUGGUCGCCCGCUGGCUGAUUCGGACAAGCAACGCGCCACGAAGGAUUAUCCACGGAUACCACAUACCCUCGACGCUGAAGCAACAGCUGCUCAGCCUGCUGACCUGCAUCGAGUCCUAUUCCCGAGUGGCGGGCACCCGACGUCGGCGUUAGGAGCGCACUCCUAGUUAGUUAAGAGGGCGGGUAAUCAUCUUAGGGACUGAGAGACAGGCUUGAUUUCCAAAUAAUUUAAUAACUUUAAUUGAUUUUCAUCCUGGUUUUCGAUUUUCGCUUAUUACUUAUGUACAAAUUGGCUUGCAUAGAGCUCUUUACAAGUGGGGCUACUACCAUUGCAUUGAUUUUUCUGUAUAUUUAACAGAUUUCUUAUACCUAUGUAUGUACUAUGUAAAUAAUUAUGUAUAAACCUAAUGUGAAACAAGUGUGAAUAUUACAUACAUACAUAUAUGCGCAAUACUCUAGGUCUAGUUGCUUCAGAUGCAAAUACGAUUUAAUGGUAUGUCUGCAGUUACUCCUUUGCAAUGCUUAUCUACGUGUGUCGCAAGCUUAAUUGUUAUAAGUCUGAAUCUGAAGUACAUAUUUAUUCCUAACGAGAAGUGAACAAACAAAAGUACUCCGGUGCACUUUUAAAUUUAAAGUUAACGCUCGUACAGAUUCUCCUUGAAUGUGUUUGUGUUUGUCAACGAGACGAAUCGCAAGUUAACUCAAAUAUAUUGCAAAAUCAACUUAUAAAAAUAUAAAUUGUUAAUCGA